CGCUCGCAUGGCAUUACAGAAACGGUUGGAGGUGCAUUAUGAGUCACCUUGUCUUGUGUGUCAUACCAAGACGGUAGGGAAUUCUCCCCUGAACUACAGAACAAGCUCAAGUACACGCCGGUGACGGCCAAAAGGUUCAGUAUGUCCCAGCCUGUACGCCUAGGUACAACCAAAAAAGCACUGUCCUUGGACAGUGGUUUGAGAACGGGAGUAGUUGGUAAACAACAACAUCAGCAGGCUCAGCCGCCGAGUCAUCAGGGUGCUAUAAACGCCGCACCUGAUAGAACUCUGUCCGUGGACAGUACACGCAAUAAAAAUCUCCCGGGUGAUAACGCAGAGAAGCUUUAUAGCACUUGUCACAUUGUACCUGAACCUUUUACAAUCAGUGAAGAAGAGAUGCCAGUAGCACUCACUCCUUCACCGGACUCGGGUAGCAACAAUAAUGCCACAACAUCAUCUUGUACAACCUCAUUUUCAAACACAUCAGUUGUGAAUCUGGAGGAGAGUGAUGAUAGCAUCAUGGAUGGUAGCACCUUAGAUCCCAGCAAAGUGAAGAUGCGCACAUCCUUGGAGAUAAGCCCCAGAGAUAGACGGAGCAAGAUGCUGGAUCUCCACCCAGUCAUCGUGACGGGUGGUAGGGAUGUGAUCGAUGGAAAUGCCAAAGCUUUCUUUAAGAUGAAGUAUUACGGGAAUGUGCAAUUGGAUCGACGUAUCACUCAGCCGAUGCUGCCAUGGUUUCUGGCCGAUAAGCUGCGCCGAGCGAGGAGAGAUGUCCAAAACAUCUUCCUGCAGGUGUCGUCGAGGGGAGUACUGGGCAUUUCGGAGAGUAAAGGCUCGAUCGUCUUUGAGCAUUUUCCGCAGAACAUUACACGUUUCUCGCGGGGCCACAACAAGAAAUGUUUUGCGUAUCUGUGGAGAUCCGAGAGUGAUUCUAACUUCACAUGUUUUGUCUUUGAAACAUCUGAUCCAGAUGUGGUGCAUCAGGUUGCUGUAAACGUACGCGAUGCAUCCAAGGAAGCCAUGAAGUACAAUCUCGUCAGUGAGGAAGAGAAAGCUGGAGUUGAGGCCAUUGAGAACAUACGCAUCAACAAUGCAACCAUGUUUGAGGUACUGUACUGCGGACGGGUCACCGUCUCGCACAAGCGCGCCCCGCCCACCCUCAUCGACGACACCAUCGAGAAAUUCAAUGUACACGAAAUCGAAACCAAAAAGAAGAAAUUGGCCGUGACGCGUAAACGUCAUUUCUCAAGCGGAGAUCAGAAUGGAAUAAUAUCGCCGAGCAGUGAUGAUGCGUCUAUGGCGACAGCCUCGGUAGACACCGACAGACUGAGUAUGGAGGACACUGCAUCAUCAGUCAGCUCUGAGUCUAUUACCUCGUCCCCUCUCAAUCCAGAUGCUGAUGGGGACAGCAUUGGUAGCCGCUCCAGCCAGAAAGACAUGGCCAAUGUCCUGUUGUCGCCAGUCACUAGGGACAGAGUAAGUUCGGCCGGGGCUGGAAUGCUGAAACAUCUGGACGGAGGAUAUGGAGAUACUUUAUCCUCGGCUUCGUCAACGACCUCCACGACUUCAGCAGAGACUAAAGUGCUAACAAGUGGACAUAAUCGCACAAUGCUCUUCCAGAUUGGCAAGACAAUGCUGACUCUUAUUAGCCCAGACAAGAAAUCCUUCAUGCUCACCAAGAAGUUCAAUGACAUCUCCUUUUGCUCACAGGGCAUUAAAGAGCCGGAGUUCUUUGGCUUCAUCUGCAGAGAGAAGUCCACCGUUUCCAGCUACAUGUGUUAUGUCUUCAAGUGCCAGUCAGAGCCUGUGGUUGAUAGCAUUAUGACCACCCUACGGCAGUCCUUCAACGUCGCGCUGCAGAAAAGUAAACUCCACGUGAUCUGCGGAACGUGCCCAAUGCACCAACUGCACAAGCUCUGUCAGACUUUGGAAGGUCAAUCUCCUGAGAAGGGACACAGUAUUUUGCUGAAGCAGCUGGAAACGCUGAGUGAGUCAGAACGCAGCUCUGUCGUCACAAAAACAAAGAUUCAAUCUGUGUACAGAAUCGAAGCCAGAGCUACGAGUGCCCAAGAGGCUAAUGAAAUCAUCAUGAGCCAUCUGAUCAGCAUCUGUGAGCAGCAGCAGAAUGCACACACUCACAACAGCGACACGGAGGUUGGUGGUGGAGGAGACAGCACCAAUGCAAGUCCUACGCAGGAACGGAAAGUGCUCACUAAAGGAGCAUCGACAGAAAGUGGAGAGGGGAAAGUCGGGGCUUUCAAGAAGGCCAAGAAGUCACUGGCGACUUCCUUUGAGAACCUGUUGUCGAGAAACAAAAAGAAAAAUUCCAUUGAAGAUCAGACGAGUUUCCCCAAUACUGGUUACAGGAGUAGACAAGGCACCCAAGAAUCCAUUAACAGUGUUGAGUCGCCUCAUGAAUCUCCACGAGACUCCCCAGUUUCCACAGCCCUACACACACCCCCUGUUCAAAUCGUCACACCCACAACGACACACAAAUACAGCAUGGACGACAUCCCCACCCCGCCCGACAGUAAAGAUCGGCCCCGCCGACCGAGCCCCAUCAUGUGCAAACAGGACAGCCUACCGGAGUUCAUGGUAUCCCCCAUGACACGCCCUCGCAGUAAAACCCUUGGUGACACGCCUUCACCAUCGCCCAAGACCCCGCCCCCUGAAAGCAGCUUUCAAUAUCCGCAGACGGCCAAGACAGCCCUUCAAGCAGUGCAGAAGCCAACCCCAUUGCGCAAGGUGCCGCUGUCAAGAACGAAUAGCGCAUUCUAUGAUGACAGACCACAUACCCUGACACUAAGCCCUUACAGUCCCUACCCAGGAGCAUCCACUGCUCGUAGGAUGUCAUGGAGACAACAGAUCUUCAACCGUGUGGUCACGCCAAUCAGCGAAUCAAAACAUGGACAAGUGUCGGAUAUUAAUGAGGAAGCGGAGGAAGACGUGUUUGAAACUGAGGGGUUGCCAUCUAUCCGAGGGUUGGAGAGGCAGGACAGUUUACCAAGACCAAAGAGGUUCAGCUCAAGACAACAGAUCAGUGAUUUAUGGAAGAAGGCCAUCAGAGAGCAGAUCCUAUUGAUCCGUAUGGACAAGGAGAACAGAAACUUACAAGCUCGGCAAGACGCUGCUCAUGAGAAACGCAUCAAGCUAGACUAUGAGGAGAUCACACCAUGUCUGAAGGAAGUGACGAUAACAUGGGAGAAGAUCUUAAGUAGACCUAACAGGAGUAACGUCCGACUGAGUGGAGAUGAAAUGACUGAUACCUUCAGACAAGGUAUACCAAAGACUAGGAGGGGAGAGAUAUGGCAGUUGAUCUGUGAGCAGCAGAAGCUGAUCGGUUGUGUCGUCAGUGCUAAGAUACCUGAGCACGAACCCUAUAAGGAGCUACUCAAACAGUUAACCAUUCACCAACAUGCCAUACUCAUUGAUCUAGGUCGAACGUUUCCAACUCAUCCGUAUUUUGCCAAUCCACUCGGCCGGGGACAGCUCUCACUUUUCAACCUGCUGAAAGCGUAUUCCCUAUUGGACACUGAUGUUGGUUACUGCCAGGGGCUGAGCUUUGUUGCCGGGGUGCUGCUGAUGCACAUGGAUGAGGAACAGUCGUUUGAGAUGCUAGUUUAUCUGAUGUUCUCACUGGGCUUCCGUAGACAGUACAAGCCAGACAUGAUUGCACUUCAGAUCCAGAUGUACCAGCUGUCUCGUCUGCUCCAUGACUUCCACAAGCGUCUGUAUGACCAUCUGGAGCAGAAUGAGAUCGGUCCGUCCCUCUACGCCGCUCCGUGGUUCCUCACUCUCUUUGCCUCUCAGUUUCCCCUCGGGUUCGUCGCAAAGGUGUUUGAUCUGAUCUUCCUGCAGGGGUUUGAGGUGAUCUUCAAGGUGGCUUUGAUCGUACUAGGUAGCCAUGAGGAGCUGCUAUUACACUGUGAUGGCUUCGAGGCCAUCAUUGAAUUCUUAAAGGACACACUGCCGAUGCUGGGGAUAAUCCAGAUGGAGAAUGUCAUCAAUAAGGCCUACCAAUUGGAUAUUUCCAAGCAAUUACACGCCUACGAGGUGGAGUACCACGUUCUUCAAGAGGAGAUGGCGCCCUCGCCUGUCCACCAGCGCUCCAGGGCGGUGACAGACAUACAGAAGCUGGAGGGAGCCAAUCGUAACUUGCGUCGUCAUAACAAUGAGCUGUUGGAGCAGCUCCAGGGAGCCCACACAUCCAUUCACAGUCAAGAGGCCAUGAUCCACAACCUGAGGAAAAAUGAAGACAAACACAAAUCUGAGAUCCGCUCUCUCAACCUAGAGAGAGCGGCUCUGCUGAACACUGUCGCCAAACUCCGCAGCCUCCUCCCAAAAGACAUCCUCCUGGAGGAUGCCGGCAUCAACUUUACCACCACCUCUAUCCUGUCAGAGAGCUCCUUCGAUGAAAAGGACUCCUCGCCGGACCAGAAGGCCGACAGCGGGACGGGAAAUCUUUCCGGCUCCCAGACCUGCUCCCUGGACGAGCUCGACACGGAGGUAGCCUCCAUCAACAAGAAGAAGAAGAAGUGGGGUCGUAACCAUAGCAACGGGAGCUCCGGGAGUGAGAUCAGCACGAGUGGGAGUAGCGAGAUAGAUAUGCCGACCGAUAACCUAUCAUGAUGGGUCUCUCUCUUUUUGUGAGUUUUGCCGAUACAGUCCGUUGAGUACUGCACGUUAGCAUUUAUAUCUAGCGGCAUGACAUUGUUUAUAGCUAGACGCUUGGUAUUUAAAGAUCUAUUUAAUGCAACAUGCCUGGGGGCUUCUUGCACUUUAGCUCAAGAUGUGACAUCCGUGGUCUUGAGCUGUUUUCCGUUCUUAUUUCAAGAAAUGUUGUUUUAUCAUCGGUGUACUUCUCAUACGGACUUCUGAAGAAGUUUGAAGAAUUUGAUACUUUAGAGUGUUUGUCGAAUAUCUCUCCCUCAAAUCUACAUUUGUUUGUGAACCAGCCUUGUAGUAAAUGUGUUGCUGAGGUAUAUUCCAGUUUACUACUAAAAGAAAUUAAAGGCUCUUUGAGAGAACAACAUUUCCAGAAAAGAAAACAAAAUCGAAACAGUCAAAUACCUAGGCUUUGGACCAAACUAUAUGUAACAAUGCAACAUUAUAUUGUACAUAACAGAUAACAGUUUAGUGUCAUGAAAGAUGGAGAAAUAAAUUUGGAUAAACCUUUACUUCACCGAUCCAUCCAAACUCAUAAUAUGUGUGAUUAGGCAAUUGGAAGUUCCAAUGCUUGGUUUUUUAACAGGCGUGGUGUAGCAAGAGGGGUAUCUGGUUGUCUUCUGGGCCCAAUUUCACAGUAAGCAUGUAAGCACCAAAACUUGCUAAGCACAGAAUAGUAUUGCCUAGCAGAAACAGGUUACCAUCUAAAUUUACCUGAAGUUUGCAUUUUUGUGGCUGGUGCCCCAAGAAUUUUGCCAAGCAGUAAUUUUUGCUUUUACAGCUUUAUGAAAUUGGGCCCUGUACACAUUUGGCUCAUUUUUCAUGAAAGUUUUGCAGGUGAUCUAUUGAGACAGCCAUUUUGGCACCAAAUUGUGGUGAAAGUUUUGAAGGCUUUGCGCAGAAACUGAUGUGCUCAGAUUUCUCCCCGUUCAGUUUCUAGGGGAAGAAUCCAGGUACAAAUGCUAAUGGAGUUUGGCUGAAACCAAUCACUGGCAUUCAUUUGCAUGUACUAGAUCCAAGAAGCUGAAAGGGACAGCAUUGUGUGUGUGGAAGUACCAUGAAUAGAAGUCAGUUUGUUUUGCCAAAAAUGUAAAAAAAAUCAUUAAUGUUCCUUAAACAUUGAAAAUGCAAACGAGUAUUACUGAAUUUGUUGCAGUUAUUGGGCUGCAUACAAUAAUAUUAGGAUAAUUAAGAUUGACUUAUUUACUCAAACACAUAACCAUAUAGCCAUAAUGUCAGUCUGUACGGAUUUUAUUUUUGAAUUUUAUCUCUGUUCAAGGAAAGAUUUCAAGUUGUUCAUUUGAUCUUAUUAGGUUCAUUCUGUUUCUUAUAAGAAGCUGGAUAUUAUUUUAAAACUUAAUCUCUGUUCAAGAAAAGAUUUCAAACUGUUCAUUUGAUAGGUUCAUUCUGUUUCUUAUAAGAAGCUAUUUUCAGUACUUGUUGAAAAUUAAACCCGUAUCUUAUAAUGUCCUUUCUUCCUUUUUCUCUGAGAUGUUUACAUUGAUAAUUUUUUCCCUUUAAUAAUGCCCAGAGAAAGUAGUAUAAUAAAUGUAUAUUACAGAUAAAUGUGGAUACUACUUCAAUUGAUGAUGUAAAAACAGUCUUUGUAUAAAUUGUCACCAUUGUACAUACGUUAAUCAGUUCAGUGCUUGCCAAAUCUUUUGUACUCGCCGAAUGUUGCAGCAAUACACUGUCAAAGAAUGUACACCAACAAUGCAUUAACAUUAAACUACUUUAAAUCUUGUUAGGGAUAUAUACUGUUCCUGCAGGUAGAUGUUGAUAGGACCAAAAGAAUUGGUUUAAUAUCGGAAUCUUCCCCAAAGGAAUCGUGAUCUGGUUUGUUGUCUGGCCAUGCAGCCUUGAACAAUCCUGAACAAACAAUCCACAAUCAAUGAAACAAACCCUUUUCACACUACUCUGUUCCCUGGGGUGGGGGGGGGGGUAACCCAGGGGAAUAACGACCUGGCCCUUCCUUAUUUGGAUCCCUUUACCCCUGAUCUACCCUGGGAAAAAGCUAACCCUGCACUGGAGUAGGGGUAAGCAGUAAAACUCUGGGGUAUUCUUGAAACGUGCAACCAAAACCCUGUGGACAGGUAUUUUAGCUUCAUGGAAUUGGACCUUGCAAUGGUUGUUUCUAAAAAGGGUCCCCUCAUUACACCACAGUAUUACAUGGUAGAUGCAAGAGAUUUUAUUCAAGUGAAAUAAAAUCUUCUCUGAAAUUUAUUUUGGCAAUCUUCAAUUUCAAUUUUAUAGAUAACUUAAGGUAAUGAAGUGUUGCUUGCUUGCAUUGUCAAACACAAGUUGUCUCCAAAUGUGUUAGUUUUAUUAAACAAGUGAAGAGAGGUCUAAAACAUUUUAGUAAUAAUCUUUACUUAAUUUAGACUAAGCCCAAUGAUGUAACCAUAACAAAUUAUGAAACUUAAAAAGUUACAUUUAUUUUAGUGUCUGAAGUAUAGGACUAUUAUUAGUUUGAUGGGUAAAGUUGUUAUGCCAAAAAGCCUUUUCCCCCGUAAGUAUAUUACUCUCAUUUAGUUGUGUAAAAUUGUCAGUCUUGGUUAACUUUAUGGUGUUGUUUUGCCGACACAUACAAACAUUGCGGCCUCAGUUCUUAAUAUGUUCUUGAAAUGAUGAUGUAGUCUUUUUUCCAGAGGGUAUUUUGUUUGACUGAGCUUCUCUUUUUGGUUUUUUAUUUUAAGCAGUCAUUUCUGAUUGUGCCAAGUGCUGAUGAAUAACCACCAUGGAAUGAGUCAUGUAAUGUCAAAAGAACCUGAUAGUAACAGCUGGAAUCAAGACUAAUAUAGGUAUCCAUAAUGAAAUAGUUGGGACAGAGUAAUCCGAGUUAAACAAGAAUAUUAAUACUAAUGAUUUUGGAGCGAUGAAUACAUUCAAACUGGUUAUUUUCAAAGAACAUAGAAAUAACCUGAAAAUGCACUUGGUUGUCACCAAUUGACAAAAUAUACCCUCCCUUCAUAUAUUUCCAUAUCCUGGUCUUGACACUUGUGCCCUUAAGCAAGAUACUUAAAGACACUGGACACUAUUGGUAGUUGUCAAGGACCAG
Asterias rubens (European starfish) is the source of this 7723-nucleotide messenger RNA. Its product is annotated as TBC1 domain family member 1-like. The coding region runs from base 142 to 4629 and encodes 1495 amino acids. NCBI's taxonomy places the organism in Eukaryota, Metazoa, Echinodermata, Asteroidea, Forcipulatida, Asteriidae. The record is from RefSeq and is a predicted model, not a curated record. The transcript has 20 exons.